AAGCACAAAACCAAGAUGGCGGUGCAGGAGACAGCAUCCCAGCUGUCCAUGGCUCUCAAAGUCCAAGAAUACCCCACCCUGAAGGUGCCAUAUGAGACUCUGAACAAACGUUUUCGAGCAGCUCAGAAGAACAUCGACCGGGAGGCGAGUCACGUCACCAUGGUCGUCGCAGAGCUGGAGAAGACGCUGAGCAACUUCCCAGUGGUCGACUCUGUGGUGUCACUGCUGGAUGGAGUGGUGGAGAAACUAAGUGCCCUGAAGAGGAAGGCCGCAGAGUCUAUUCAAGCAGAAGAUGAGAGUGCCAAGCUGUGCAAGCGUCGUAUCGAGCACUUGAAGGAGCAUAGCAGCGACCAACCGGCCUCGGUCAACCUGUGGAAGAAGAAACGCAUGGACCGUAUGAUGGUGGAGCAUCUGCUGCGCUGCGGCUACUACAAUACAGCUGUCAAACUGGCCCGACAGAGCGGCAUAGAGGAUCUGGUGAACAUAGAAAUGUUCCUCACAGCAAAAGAAGUGGAGGAGUCUCUGGAGAGGCAAGAGACCGCCACUUGCUUGGCCUGGUGCCAUGACAAUAAGUCCCGCCUUCGCAAGAUGAAGAGCUGUCUUGAGUUCAGUCUGAGAAUCCAGGAGUUUAUUGAGCUCAUCAGACAAAACAAGCGCAUGGAUGCGGUCCGACAUGCUAGGAAGCACUUCAGCCAAGCCGAAGGCGGGCAGUUGGAUGAAGUACGGCAGGUGAUGGGAAUGCUGGCCUUCCCAUCAGAUACACACAUCUCCCCAUAUAAGGAUCUUUUGGAUCCGGCCCGCUGGAAGAUGCUGAUCCAACAGUUCCGAUACGACAACUACAGACUUCACCAGCUGGGAAAUAACUCUGUGUUCACUAUCACCCUACAGGCUGGUCUAUCUGCCAUCAAGACACCUCAGUGUUACAAGGAGGAUGGAACUUCUAAAAACCCAGAUUGCCCAGUGUGCAGCAAAUCUCUUAACAAAUUGGCCCAACCACUACCCAUGGCCCACUGCGCCAAUUCCAGACUAGUCUGCAAGAUCUCAGGGGAGGUCAUGAAUGAAAACAAUCCUCCUAUGAUGCUGCCUAAUGGAUAUGUCUAUGGCUACAAUUCCCUUCUGUCCAUUCGCCAAGACGACAAAGUGGUGUGUCCCAGAACCAAAGAAGUCUUCAACUUCUCCCAAGCGGAAAAGGUCUACAUCAUGUGAUCACCAACGGCAGUACUUAGUAUUAACAAGAUCAAUGGCCCAUUGGCCCAUUGUUCACCACGUGUGAGCGGCCCACUCAGAGCCACCGGUGGAGAUGUGAUCCAGUUCCUUUCUUCACCUGGAGACCUGAGAGGCCCCUCAACGAUCAUCCCCCUCCCCCCCAGUUUCACUAGACAGUCAAUUUCACACAUCCCCCUCCCAUUUUUAAUCACACUGAAACUGGGCUCUUCAUCUUUCAGACUCUGUUUUAGAUGUGGCUAGAAGUUGUUUGAUCUGAUCCGUUUAAGCACACGGACUCUGAAUAUUUCCAUUAUCUUAAAGGCCUUCACUCUGAUGAUUAGAGUUUAGAAAACAGAACUGGUACAAUGAAACUGCUAGGUAGUUGUUUGGUUUUACUACAAGAAAUAAUAAAAAAAAAAAAAAACUAAAAAAAACAAACUCAUUGAGGUUACGUUGACGUUUUUUUAUUUUUCCUUGUACAAGUGGUUUUGCUUGUUCCAAUAAGGGGCAGUAACAUUUUAAUUCAGUGCUUUAUUAACCUGAUGAACAUGUGAUAUUUGGGGCUUUUUCAAAAGAAAUAUACCUUCUUGGUUUGUCAUUACGUGAUGCAUGUGGACAUUUUCUGAAAAUCUGACGAUUUUCUUAUAUACUUCAUUUAACUUCCUGACUUUUUGAACUUUUUCCACCUUUCUCUGAGACAAGGGCCUGAUUUAGGCUGCAGUGGGACUCCUUUGCAAAUGUAUAUGUUAGUUAUUGAUUAUUACUAAAUGCAGCAGUUUUCAGGGCAAGUAAUGGUGAAAAAGUUUGCUGUGUAAACUGGAGACAGCUUUAAAAUCCUGGCGUAGCCCUCAUUGUCCUAAAGUGAAAAGAUUUUUGGUAUAAUUUAUCAAGAAGUUCUUAGUUUAACCAUUGAUAACACUGUUUUUAUUGUUUAUUGUUUUUUACCCUUUUUUUCUUCAAAUGAACAGUCUUCCUUUUAAGUGCAAUGUUGUUUUCAUUUCAAUUAACGUAUCUUAGUAUUCAUACUGACAUCUUGGUUUCCACCAUUGUUCUAAGGUAGGAACUAUUUAAAAAGAAAAAGAAAAAAACCUAUUAAAGAUGAGAAACUGCCGAUAUUUUUCAGUCUUGUAUCAGAAGUUAAAGGUGUUUGUGGCAUCAGUACCACGGGUUUACGUAGCAUAAAAGUACACCAGCUUCACCAGCCUUUAAUGUAGUUGAUGUUUAUAUAAAGUAUGGUUAGUAAACGGCGAAAUGCUGUUGAUAUAACAGUCAUGUCUUUCCCUUCAAAGUCAGAGCUACUUUGGAGACAUGAUUCACUCAUCUGUUAUGAAUUUCAUACAAACUGUAGACAAUGUACUGUAAUUGUGGAAAAGUAGAGUAGGCAUUCUGACUGGAGUCUCAGUUAAUGCACAUGUAAUUCUUACAUAUUACACUGAUACAAAGCAGCCCAAAAAGGCAAGUUAAACAUGAUUUAGUCUUUCUCUUCUUCUAUUUUGCUCUUCCAUCUUGUGUAUCAGCACAUCAGAGGUCACAUCAUUUGUGCCAUCAAUGAAUUUGAAGUGCGUCUAUGAAGACACUCAUUUGUAUUUGUGCAGGUAGAAUAGAUGUGGGGGUUGUGUCAUGAGCAAUGUGCCUCAUAAAGAUAUUAGUGAAAUUUUAAUUCCAGUGUGUUCCAGUGGUUUCUC
This is a messenger RNA of Cololabis saira (Pacific saury), 2891 nucleotides long. RefSeq names its product macrophage erythroblast attacher, E3 ubiquitin ligase (gene maea). The transcript has 9 exons. NCBI's taxonomy places the organism in Eukaryota, Metazoa, Chordata, Actinopteri, Beloniformes, Belonidae. The record is from RefSeq and is a predicted model, not a curated record. Gene Ontology annotation, molecular function: protein binding; ubiquitin protein ligase activity. Gene Ontology annotation, cellular component: nucleus; GID complex; cytoplasm. Gene Ontology annotation, biological process: proteasome-mediated ubiquitin-dependent protein catabolic process. Bases 16 to 1206 code for a protein of 396 amino acids.